Messenger RNA from Cynoglossus semilaevis (tongue sole), 1548 nucleotides. Its product is annotated as transmembrane protein 65. The transcript is spliced from 5 exons. The record is from RefSeq and is a predicted model, not a curated record. Gene Ontology annotation, cellular component: mitochondrion. The annotation marks the transcript as partial. Gene Ontology annotation, biological process: regulation of cardiac conduction; cardiac ventricle development. NCBI's taxonomy places the organism in Eukaryota, Metazoa, Chordata, Actinopteri, Pleuronectiformes, Cynoglossidae.
CAGACCAAAGUCCAUGGAGAAAAUCAGAGAUUUUAGUUCACAGACACAGCUGUUGUUACCAAGUUUAAAUGUGAAGAUUUCUACAUUAUUUGGGCCACGCAGAAGGAAAAAUAUAAUAUUACGAGAUGAAAGCUGUAAUGAUGUAAAAAGUCUAAAAAGUAUGAAAUUUCAGGUGUAAAUUCGCUGACGUUUUUUGGAGGAGACGUGAGAAAAGUGCACAGGUUUAACUGUCAGAGCGUCAGAAUAAGAACCAUGGAGGAUCUCGUACAAUUGUACUUUAGUACUGGUUUCACAACUCAUCAUCAUCAUCAUCAUCAUCUUCAUCUUCUGGCUCAUCAGCCUGACGUCAUCAUCAGAACCACACGGACCCGGGUGAAGUUUGUGAUUGUACGAAAUGACGAACUCCUAUUCGCCGAGGUAAACGGACACAACCGCCGUGUCACCGAGGUCAGGUGCACUUACGUUUCUGAACCAGCAGAUGGCGCGUAUCGCCCAUUUAAAUGUAACUGCCCCAAAACCAAACGGCUUUAUUUUGAAAACUGCACCAAAGCGUGUGAACAGAGUCGUGUGAACAGAGUCGUGUGAAAACCGUCAGCAGAAACGAUAUCGGUCCACAGACGUGUAGUCGAUAACAUGGUCGAUCGUUCUGUCGUUGACGUUUCUCCGCCCACUGAAAGUUGGCGUGAGUUGUUAGCGGAAACAGAAACGUUUACUCUGACACCUCCAGCGGGCGCUGUGCUAUCGAAGUGAGGCUAACUUGACCGUCCUCUGUGCCAGAACUUGAAGAGUUUAGUUCAGGUCCCGGAGCGGGUCCGUCCUGAGGCCUCGGUACCGGAGGAUAUGUCCCGGUGUUUAGUUCACUUCGAGCGACUUUCCGACAGAAACCCCAGCAGAAUCGUCGCUGAGCAGCGGAACACUGACGGCCGCAGAGACCGGCACAGACGCAACUUGUGUUCGAGAUCAGCGGCAGUCUCUGCGGGGAGACCGCGCUCACAGAACCGGUCAAACGAGGUGUUUUUACAGGUCUGUUGAUAGUCCGCCAUGCCCCGACACCGACUCUUCAGAGCCCUGGGUCUGGUUCUGAGGCCGGAUCCUCCUGCGGUGAGGCGGGUCCCACCGCCGUGCUCCGUGCCUCCUCCCCCGGGGCCAGCGGCUCUGUGUGGCCACAGGUGGAUGGGGACCCACGGCAGGAAGGAGCCGCGGGAGCCGCUGAAUUCUCCACCGAGAGCCAAAGAGUUUAUUUACCGUCUGCAGCCGGCAGAGAGGAGCAGUCUGCUGCAGGAGCUGCAGAACUUCCAGUCCAGAGCCACGGCACAAGAGACUCUGGACACUGGUCCACCAACAGCCGCUCAGAUCAAACACGUUCUACUCCACAACGCCGUCCCCUUCGUGGGCUUUGGUUUCCUGGACAACGCCAUCAUGAUCGCAGCUGGAACGCAGAUCGAACUGUCCAUCGGAGUCACUCUAGGAAUCUCCACCAUGGCUGGUGAGAACGAAAAUCUCUGUUUUCUCCAUGGACUUUGGUGUGUGUGUGUGUGCCAGAUUCUC